AUGGCAGGGAUUGCGCGUGCUCGUGAGGCUGAAAGUCGAUCUUCGUCGCCCGAAUCCUCUUCAGAUAAGGAGAACCGCCAGAACUCCUCAAGACCUCGCAAGAGGGCCCAGACUCAGACCAUGGCAUCGUCAGGCGCCAACGCAAAACGCCACCGACUGGCUCAGCGAGCAUCCAACAUCCAGGGAAGCCAAUCUCAGGUGUCCCAGUCUCAGCGAUCGGACAAGGAUAAGAGGUACUACGAUCCAGAUCAGGAUGAGAAUGAGAGAAGGCGCAUUCGCAGGGAACUUCGAGAGUUGCAUCGAGAAUUAAAUGACUGCAGGAACGAGUACAUGCAAGCGGGGAAUAUCGGAAUUCGAGAGACCAUCGAAAAGGCCAAUGAGAUCUUCCAAAACGUCAAGCAAACCUCGGAUGCGACUAUCGACUCUCGUCUCCUCGUCACUGCCGCAGAUCUGGGGUAUAAGAAAGCAGCACAGUUCACCUUGGGAGAUGCGUCCGCGGGUAUCGAUGUCGACGAGUUCGUCUCCAAGUGUAUUUCGUUUAUGCGCCGCGGCCCAAGUGAUCCAGACGCCGCGAUAUCUAGCACGCAACGUCGACGGCCCCGGCCUUCCGGCCGCAGUCAAGCAGACCCGGACGAGAGCGAUGAUGAGACCGGGGACGCAAUGAACUGGGAUUGGCUGGGGCGGGCUGCUUGCUUGCGCCAUAACUCCCGGCCUCCAGUUUCUGGUUUUCUUCUGGGGCCGUUGUCGGUACAGAAGCGCACCCGUCUAGUGACACAACGACGAGCGAGGGAACGCAUUGACCCAUCGCAGGCAGUUCGACCACAGGAGCUCCAGGAGAAGGAUCUCGACAGGCAGGAGACGUCGAACCUCACGACCAUGUGCGCCAAUAUAAACAAAUUGCUCGCGGAAACGGUAACUCAUGGCCAGAAUACUGUGGAUAGAUUACUCUCGCAGAUGGAGGAGGAGCCUACGGAGGAGCUUGUCCAGGAAGUCAUGGCCAAGUAUCAUGUUGCUGAUGACGGAGGAGUACCUCUUUUUCACUUUUGCAUAAACCCAAGGUCGUUUGGGCAAAGUGUGGAGAAUUUGUUCUAUGUCAGCUUCUUGGUACGAGAUGGGACUGUUGGAUUAUCAACCGACAGUCGGCAGUUACCCACUCUACAUCCCUCGAAACCGUAUGCCCCGAGUGAGGCCCAGAAAAAGGGGGUCCAGAAACACCAGGCUAUCUUUAGUCUCGAUUUUGAAACAUGGCGCCAGCUCAUUGAUGUAUAUGAUAUCAAGGAGUCUAUAAUCAAGCAUCGCCCCGAAGAGCCGUCACAGUCGACGGGCGGUGGUUGGUACAGUUGA
Molecule: messenger RNA, 1344 nt
Organism: Aspergillus fischeri NRRL 181
Lineage: Eukaryota; Fungi; Ascomycota; Eurotiomycetes; Eurotiales; Aspergillaceae
Product: non-structural maintenance of chromosomes element 4 family protein
Exons: 3
Coding region: 1-1344 (447 amino acids)
Biological process (GO): DNA repair
Cellular component (GO): Smc5-Smc6 complex; nucleus
Source: RefSeq, a predicted model, not a curated record